AACCGGACGCAGCCACUGAAUUUCCAGCGGGCAAAAAGUAGCCGCCUAUCGCCUAUUGGGCGCGAGAUCUCGGCUCCGCGAAAGCGUCCACUGACAGCUCUGUGCUACCACUACCCCUCUUAGACGCUGCAACAAGCCUGUCAAUUAGCACUUCAAGGGAAUGAUUGAUGCAAAGGCCCAGGAGGUCAAUGCCGCCAACCAAUCUCCUGCGGGUUCCUUGCAUGUUGCCCCAACUGUCUCAAACCAGCACGACCCCGGGCACGUGAAAGGGGAGAGGAGCAUCGUUCCGCUAUACGCGGGACAGGAAACAGCUCCAGACUCGGGGCUGCAAGAAGAGGAGGAGGAGGAGGAGGCUGCAGCUGCCGCGUAUCAGGACUGCGACUCGGAAGUUCUGGAGGCUCUGGAGGACGAAGCAGACCUAGAGAGCGAAGACGAAGAAGAUCUAGACCGGCUUGUGAGGGAGGCCGAGAUCUCAUACCCACCCGCACGAGUGAAAGCUCUUGUUCGUGAGCUCAAGCAAGGCGGUCUGGUCGCCUUUCUGCGGCAGAACAUCUCAGACACAACACCAAUUCUCCACUUCCUGGUGACGCUCGGCGUACUUCUGCCGAAGUCUUUGCGAGAUCCUGGAGUAGAUCGAGAUGUACUUCUUUCCCUGCUGAAGAUUGCCCUACAUCGGCUGCUGCAGCGGCGGGAGAAGCUUCCCCAGUACAAUACCCUAGAAGACGCACUAAGCUUGCUGAGGGACUCUCGCAGUACAAUCGUGCUUUCAGGAGCAGGCAUUUCGACGUCCUGUGGGAUUCCCGACUUUCGCUCUCAAGAUGGUAUCUACGCCCGUCUGCAACGCGCGGGAGAGUACCAGCUAGAUGACCCGCAGGACAUGUUCGACAAGGACGUCUUCCUCUACCGCCCGCACGUCUUCUACUCGUUCGCCAAGGAUAUCUACCCGUCGAAUUUCAGACCUUCAUCCUCGCAUCGCUUCAUUCGCCUCUUGGAGGACAGAGGUCAAUUGCUGAGAAAUUACACGCAGAACAUAGACACCCUCGAGCAGGCCGCAGGCAUUCGCAAGGUGCUCAACUGUCACGGCAGCUUCGCCACCGCCAGUUGUGUGACAUGCUCGUUCCAAGCACCUGGAGCUACAAUCAAGGACGACAUCUUUGCGCAAAGAGUGCCGAACUGUCCGGCCUGUCUGCAAAGGCGGCAAGAGUCAAAGGGAAAGAGCAAGAAGCGAAGAAAGCUCGAAGGAGGUAAGGCUUCCCAACGGCGAUCUGACUUUGGCGCUGGAGAUUCUGAUGCAGACGAUGACGAGAACGAUGAUGGCAAGCACACCUCGAUCAUGAAGCCCGACAUUACCUUCUUCGGAGAGAAGCUCUCCUCGACAUUCGAGCAUUGCCUCCUCUCUGACCGUGGUCAGGCUUCUCUCCUGGUCAUCAUUGGUACUUCGCUCAAAGUAGCACCCGUAUCUUCGGUGGUGGGUCAUCUGCCUCACAGUGUACCGGUGAUACUCAUCAACAAGACGCCAGUACUCCAUGUAGGAGUCGAUAUCAUGCUGCUUGGAGAUGCAGAUGGCAUUGUCGAGUGGCUUUGUAGGAAGCUGGGAUGGAAGCUACCCACGCCCCAACCCGACAAGGCUGUCGUGGGAGAAGAUUCAGUCGCUGAAGCCGUUGGCAAAAGCGAGGGUGAUGAGAGCGAGGUGGAAAGUAGCGAGCCGGACUGGGAACCAAAGAGAUUCAGAGAUACGUGAGUUUUUGACCGAGUCAGGCCGAGCGAGGUCACAAUGCGAUAACCUUUGCACUUUCUUCAAAUCGGUGCAGUCAUAUCUGGCUCUUCCCGGGUGCUGAGCUUGGCCCACUGGAGGGCCAGGAGUCGGGGGACGAAGAAGGAGAUGGAGACUCGACAGAUGGCAGCGACAAGGAGGAAGAGACAUCAUUCAAUGGCGAAGAGAAAGGGGAGGGCGAGAACAGCGAGCAAGGUGUAGAGGCAUAGAAUCAUGAAGUUCAUUUCUUAGACAUCAAGCUACUCAAUGUAACAACAGCCUCUGCAACGUUCGCAGGAACGGAAGGAGGGGCGGCAAUGCUCCAUCAGAGGAGGCG
Microstroma glucosiphilum is the source of this 2090-nucleotide messenger RNA. Its product is annotated as SIR2-domain-containing protein. The record is from RefSeq and is a predicted model, not a curated record. The transcript has a single exon. Gene Ontology annotation, molecular function: NAD+ binding. NCBI's taxonomy places the organism in Eukaryota, Fungi, Basidiomycota, Exobasidiomycetes, Microstromatales, Microstromataceae. Bases 161 to 1741 code for a protein of 526 amino acids.